AGUCAGCCUCUAGAAGUCGAUCGUGAUCGGUGGCUUAAGCUUAACUCCAGCGCUCAGCACUCUCAGUUGUGCCCCACACACACACAUCUCUCUACACACAAUAAAAGUCUCCAAACUCCACGCACACACACACACACACAGCACACCACACACACAUAGACACACACUCGCACAUUCAGUCCUCCCCAGUGCCUGCAGCCCGAAAAUAAAUCAAAUAAAAUCGUCGUGAAUUUUUUGUUCGUUUCGCGCGUUUUCAAAUUCGAAUCAAGCUUUUUUUUCCAAGUUUUUUAAAAUAUUCCCACACACACAUACAAAAUGAAGUACUUCAACAUCUGCCUGCUUUUCAUUAUCUGCGCACUGUGCUACGGCCUGGUUGCCGCCCAGGAGGAGGGUGCUGGCAACGUUUCGCCGGCAAAGAGAAUCGCUGCACUGCGUCGCCCCGUGGGCAAGGCGGCUAAGCCAACGACAACGACAACAGCGGCGCCGGCCAACGACGAUGGCGCCGAGGAGGAUGAUUACAAUGAGGAGGGUGCCGGCGGCGCUGGCAGCCAGUACGGCGAUGAGCAGGAGGAGAGCGGCCCCAGCUCCACGACCACCACAACGGAGCCGCCCAAAAAGGUUGGCCCCGUCAUCCGUCCCUUCCGCUCCAACGAUGAUUUCCUCAAUUCGCUGAAGCGCCGCCAGCAGAACGCCAAGAAGCAUCGCAACGAGAAGCCGGCGGCCAGCAAGCCAGCUGCCAAGAAGACCGAGGAGGAGCCCGCUGACCAUGAUGAGGCUGCCAGCGCCCAGGCACCGGCACCGGCUGCACCCGCCGCUGGCCACGCCAAGGGCGGCUACAAGAGCAAUUCGGCACUCAAUCGUCGCAAGCCGUCGAAGCCAGUGAAGGCGGAGCCGGAGGUGGACACCGCUGCCGAGGAAUCGGAGCAGCAGCAGAAGGAAGAGGAGCCCAAGCUCAAGCGUCCGCUCAGCAGUCGCCUGGCCUUGAGGAAACGCAAUUAAGCUAACUUACAUGCAUACAUCUACACACUUUUUUAAGGCACUGUAGCUUAACAGUUAUGUUACACACUGUUCCACUCCCUCCGUUUCUCGCUCUCUCCCUUUGCCUUUCGCUCACAUGCAUGACUAGCCCAAGGACAGCUCAAGCUUGGCCUGCUAGCAUGCAUACAUGCAUACAUACAAUUAAUAUACAUACAUAAUCAGCUGACACACACACACACACACACACACACGCACACACUGUCUCUCUCACACUCAUUGCUAGCUAAGGGCAGCUCAAGCUCUGCCUGUUUAGUUUUUAGUACAUUUU
Molecule: messenger RNA, 1306 nt
Organism: Drosophila mojavensis
Lineage: Eukaryota; Metazoa; Arthropoda; Insecta; Diptera; Drosophilidae
Product: myristoylated alanine-rich C-kinase substrate
Exons: 3
Coding region: 316-999 (227 amino acids)
Source: RefSeq, a predicted model, not a curated record